This is a messenger RNA of Mycena indigotica, 1359 nucleotides long. RefSeq lists its product as uncharacterized. NCBI's taxonomy places the organism in Eukaryota, Fungi, Basidiomycota, Agaricomycetes, Agaricales, Mycenaceae. Gene Ontology annotation, cellular component: fungal-type vacuole membrane. The transcript is spliced from 16 exons. Bases 1 to 1359 code for a protein of 452 amino acids. The record is from RefSeq and is a predicted model, not a curated record. Gene Ontology annotation, molecular function: transmembrane transporter activity. Gene Ontology annotation, biological process: transmembrane transport.
AUGGCCAGUUCACAGACGACCACAGAGCCUCCGUCCCGCGCGGAGAGCGAGCACAAAAUCGACGUCAAUGCCGUGGUCGCCCAAAGCAAACCAGAAACCGACUCAGCAGUGGAAAAAGGCCCAGAGCCAUUUGAGUUCGAGGUACCAGACGGUGGCUUUGAAGCCUGGAUGACCGUUGCCGGUGCUUGGCUAACUCUCUUCUCAACAUUCGGUUUCGCAUUCACAUUCGGCGUAUACGAAGACUACUACGUUCGCUUCUAUCUCAGAAACCACACUCCAAGCAGUAUAGCAUGGAUUGGCAGCUUCCAGCUUAUGAUGCCGUUCUUUUGUGGACCAGUAGCGGGGAAGAUAUUUGACGAUGGUGGUUUUCAUGCGUUGGAAAUUACAGGAGGAGUCAUAUUCACUCUUUCAUCCUUCCUCCUAUCGCUCGCGAAACCGAACCAGUAUUACCAGAUCUUCUUGGCACAAGGAGUGGGCAUGGGCCUUGGAGUCGGAUUGAUCUUCCUACCGAGUCUCAGCAUUGUGGUGCACCACUUCAAGAAACAUCGUGGUCUGGCGUCUGGCGUCAUCAUGAGUGGAACCUCCGUUGGCGCGACACUGUUCCCAAUUAUGCUCAACCAUCUCCUCCCGAAGGUUGGUUUUGCUCGUGCUGUCCGAUACUCGUCCGCUAUCAUCCCGCCAUGUCUCGUCGUGGGUAACCUCAUGAUGAAAACUCGGCUUCCGCCCAAAAGUAAACGUCCACCGCAGCCCCCACUCGAUAUCAAGUCGUUUUUCACGGACCCGCCAUACAUGACUGGUGUCCUUGCUAUGCUGCUCGGUCUUCUCGGCCUGUUCUUCCCAGCAAUCUACAUCCAAUUGUUCGGUGUCACCCACAACGUUGACCCAACACUAUCCUUCUACUCGAUCUCCGUCCUUAACGCUGCUGGUGCCGUUGUUCGUGUGGUUGGCAACCAUUGGGCAGAUGUAUACGGUCCAUUCAACGCUAUGAUCUUAUGUUCUACGUUCUCUGGUGCCCUGAUCUGGGCGGUGCUUGGAAUAAACAACGGCGCAUCGCUCAUGGUAGUUAGCAUCCUUUACGGUGGAUGCUCAAGUGCUUGGCUUGCCUUGACGUUCCCUUCCUUUGCAUCGCUCGCUAAAGGACCUGAGGAAGUCGGAGCUCGUCUGGGUGUUGCCCUCUUCCUCACCAGCUUCGCUGUCCUCGGCUCUGCACCAAUCCAAGGGUCCCUCUUGACCGACUUCUUCCGCUGGAUACACCCCGUGGCGUUCUCUGCAAGCACGGUGUUCGCCUGCGCGCUCUGCUUCCUCGUAACGCGCACGCUGUUUUUACGCACACGGAAAAUCGAAGGCUGGCGCGCAUGA